AUGAUAGAACGCAUGGCACAUGAGCCGAAUACACAGGAUCUGAACGAUCUGCUUGAUCUUCUACGCGCUUUGAAUGAGCUCGGAUCUCACCCCGAUGUGGACUCAAGAAAACUGAGAGAAAUUCGUAUUCUCUGGCAGGUAAUCUUGGGAAUCGAUGAACACCUCUUUGAUCAGUUACACUACACGAAUAUGAGCUUGGAGAUACGAUCGCAUCUUGGACGAACGAGCUUUCAAUGUCUGAGCGGCAAUGACCAUCACACAGAGUUUUCGAUGCAAAACGCUGUCGGUGAUGUACUUUUGACCAAAUCACUGAUACGCUCCAUUGAGGAGGAAACAGGGCCUCACUUGCAGCGAAACAUCACACAGGAAUUGAGCAUGAUAAACAAGAUAAGGCUGGUCCUGUUUGAUCUUGAAAACGUUGUCUCAUGUCUCUCUACAAAAUCACGUCUGGUGGACUGUGUGUCGCAAGCUUACGAGUAUGAACUAUACUACCAUAGAAAAGCUGGACAGCUCUUAGAGGACACCAACAGUGAUCUGAUGAAAGAAGAAGAGUCCCUGGUACCACUCAUGUUUGAAACAAACAACGAGUCCUUCAACACAUGCUAUAAACAGAGCCUGUUGAUGUUGACGGCAUCUGUCCCUUCGGGCGCUCCAGCACCUUCGAAAAUCCAGAAAGCAGCAAGGCUGACGGUGGAAACUUUUAUGAGCAUCAACCGUAUCAAGGUGAUAUAUGAUCUGCAGCUGGUCAGCGAGUAUCAUUUGCGCAUCUUCAAUAUAAUCAAAUAUCCUCUUCGCAACGCACAGAAAAGAGAUAUUCUCGAACGCAAAAUUGACGACUAUCUUUCGCUUAACCCGAUCAUUCCCAUUCUGAAACCUAUAAUACGACAAUUGAUGCAUGAUGACCAACGCGAUACGAACGAUGAAGAUGAGAAUAUCACAGAAAUUUUGAACUUGUUGGAACGACUGCUGGCAAGAUAUCUGGAACGCGAAAAAGCACCUUUGUCUGUGAGGUGGUUCCCGCGUAUAUUUGGGAAAUACAUUGAAUUGUUGAGAGAAGACGGACAGAAUUUGAGCGAGGAUAUAUACUACCAAGAGGUCAAGCGGGCCGCUCUCAAAUGGGGCAAGAGGGAAAUCACUCCCGAGUCUUUUGUUGAGGAUCUCUUGGCUCUGUCUCUCAUUCCAAGUUCAGAGACGUUUUCCUUUCGUGGACAGCUUUUACCGUCCGCGGCUAUGCGAUAUGCUUUGGUGUAUGUGAAAACCGAGGUUGAGCUCAAAAGCAAAUAUUUAAGACUCUGGUUUGAUUCAAUGACGUACGUGCGAACAGACCGUGAGCUUUUGAACAUAUGGAAGAAGUCGGUCACCUCAACUUUCCUUAAAAAAUGGUACGACAAGAGCCAAUUCUAUCUAGUCAAGAAUCAAGAUGCAUCUCAAUUUCGAGACACACAACUUCUCAGGAUCCAAAUUCAAAAAUGGGCCCAGAAAGUGGAAAGAAGAACACAAGUUCAACAUAAAGCGGAUGUGUUCGUUGUCUCCAAGAUGUUUUCCAAAUGGAAGCAGAAAUUCGAACGCUUCAAAGGAUACACUCGCCCCGACGGAAAGGAGUCUUUUUUCCUCAAGAAGAAAUAUUUCAAGCUUUGGAGGACGGCUUCACUGGCUCGUGGUUCAAAGCUAUCAAAAAUUAGCGAUAAAAUGACUCUUCAACUUAUGUUAACCAGGUGGCAGCAGAAGUUCCGAAAACAUCGCCAGCUGAUAUGGAAAGCUGACCAGGCUAGAAAUAUGCUCUUAAAGUCGCAUUAUUUCGAUGUUUGGCAUAGUGAAUCAGCCCCAGGACUAGAUAAAGCAAAAAGGUUGCAAUGCUAUGAAGACCGAUUUAUUCAAGCUAACUAUUUCCACGGAUGGGUGAUGGCGUAUAAUCUUCAUGUCUUAGAAGGUGAGCUAUGCAGGAAUAACAACCGGCACUUGACGCACUGGAUAUUUGAAAAUUGGAAGCAAUUUCAUCGACACCAGAAAGUCUACAAACAGUAUAUUGAGGAAAGAAAUGCCAGUCUCUUGGAGAGAUACUUCAAGAAGUGGAAUACAGCACAUCGGCUGAUUUCUGUUGCAGACGAUUUCAGACGACAGGCUUUGCUACAAAAAGUUUUGGGUCAUUGGAAACUGGUCCUUCAAGAGUCUAAAGUGUACCAUCAGCUAGAGGCGAUCAUCUUGAAGGAAUAUAUGCGAACAUGGCGACUGCGCACGCGUGAGGCUGUGUUUUUGCAAGGUGCAGCCGACAGAGUGACGGAAUUGACAUUCGAGCGGUGGCACUCAUUGGCUAUCAGACGAUCUGAACAGCAGCAGAAGGCCGAGAAGCUUCAUUUGGUGUUCACCAAAAAAUCGUUUUUAAGAUUUUGGGUUUCUAAGCUGGUCCACUCCCAUGAUCUGCUCGUGCGCGCCGAGGUGUGGCGGUUAGAGCACGAUAGAGAACAUGAGAGGAGACAAAUCUCCACAAUAAUGGUAGCUUGGAUCAAAGCAUUUGAAAAUGCUCAAAUAAAGAACUCAAAUUUGCAAGCCAAGCUCGCAGACUACGAAAGGUCUCAUUGCAAAGCCAAAAUGCUCAAGCUCUGGAAGCAAAGGUGGGAAGAUUACUAUCAAGAUGGCCAAGAUGCGGAAAAUUUCAGGACUCUGUCUCUGGAGACAAGAAUGUUCAACAAGUGGCUCCGUGCCUAUGAUAGAAUUUUGGAACUGAACGAGAUUUGCGAUCAUCAUUUGGAGGUGAGCAAUGUCGAUCUCCUUUCUCACAUUGUGUCGCAGAUGUCGCUCAAAGCGAUCAAAAUCCAGAAUGAUCUGCGAAAUGCUGAUCGUUUUAAGGAGAGAUGGUCACGGAAUAAAAAGAGAGUAUUUUUUGAUAUGUGGAGGUUCAGCUACGAGGAAAAGAAAAAUAACAGAGAUGAUGUUUUCGUGGACACGAAUGAAGUCUCAGCGUCAUCUCCGCUGGCACACCGCCGACGAUUCAACGGAGCUGUUCCAGAGACGCCAGGAGUUGCUUUUGGCACGCCCGGACGGUGGCUGCGUACGCCUGCCAUUGCACGGACAAAUUCAAUUCCUGCUACUGAGCGCGUUAGAAGAAUGUACCUCGAGCAACGCCGUAGCCAGUAUCGCCAGGUCAAGCAGAAAUCACCAGAAAAAGGAGACAUCUCGACGCCGACGCGCCGAGCCCGCGUCGAGCGAACAUAUCUGGACGAGGACAACGUAUUCAUACAACGCGACGAAAUAUAA
This is a messenger RNA of Ogataea angusta, 3255 nucleotides long. RefSeq lists its product as uncharacterized. Lineage: Eukaryota; Fungi; Ascomycota; Pichiomycetes; Pichiales; Pichiaceae. The coding region runs from base 1 to 3255 and encodes 1084 amino acids. The record is from RefSeq and is a predicted model, not a curated record. The transcript has a single exon.